Messenger RNA from Zalophus californianus (California sea lion), 3243 nucleotides. It is a transcript of the gene PPP2R5E, whose product is annotated as protein phosphatase 2 regulatory subunit B'epsilon. The transcript is spliced from 14 exons. The record is from RefSeq and is a predicted model, not a curated record. The coding region runs from base 139 to 1542 and encodes 467 amino acids. Lineage: Eukaryota; Metazoa; Chordata; Mammalia; Carnivora; Otariidae. Gene Ontology annotation, molecular function: protein phosphatase activator activity. Gene Ontology annotation, biological process: protein dephosphorylation; signal transduction. Gene Ontology annotation, cellular component: nucleus; protein phosphatase type 2A complex; cytosol.
CUCCCUGCCGCUGUCCGGACCUCCCCCCGUACGUCCCGGUCCCGCCACCCACCCCCGCUGCGGCCCUCACGCCGGUCUCCCGCCCCUCGAAACCACAGAUCAUCUUCGGAUUCUUCCCCAGAAGCUUCAAGUAGGGAUAUGUCCUCAGCACCAACUACUCCUCCAUCAGUGGAUAAAGUAGACGGAUUUUCUCGGAAGUCCGUCAGAAAAGCCAGACAGAAGAGGUCGCAAAGUUCCUCACAGUUUAGGUCUCAAGGCAAGCCUAUUGAGUUAACACCUCUGCCGCUGCUAAAAGACGUUCCAUCCUCAGAGCAGCCUGAACUGUUCCUAAAGAAACUUCAGCAGUGCUGUGUCAUUUUUGACUUCAUGGACACGCUAUCUGAUCUUAAAAUGAAAGAAUACAAGCGCUCCACUCUUAAUGAACUGGUGGACUACAUUACAAUAAGCAGAGGCUGUUUGACAGAGCAGACUUACCCUGAAGUAGUUAGAAUGGUAUCUUGCAAUAUAUUCAGAACUCUCCCUCCUAGUGACAGCAAUGAAUUUGAUCCAGAAGAAGAUGAACCUACCCUUGAGGCAUCCUGGCCACACUUACAGCUUGUAUAUGAAUUUUUCAUACGAUUUUUGGAAAGCCAAGAAUUCCAACCCAGCAUUGCCAAAAAAUACAUAGAUCAGAAAUUUGUAUUACAGCUUUUGGAGCUAUUUGACAGCGAAGACCCUCGGGAACGGGACUACUUAAAAACAGUCUUACACAGAAUUUAUGGCAAAUUUCUUGGUCUUAGAGCAUUUAUCAGAAAACAGAUUAACAAUAUUUUUCUAAGGUUUGUUUAUGAAACAGAACACUUCAAUGGUGUAGCUGAACUGCUGGAAAUACUAGGAAGUAUUAUCAAUGGCUUUGCUUUACCUCUUAAGGCAGAACACAAACAGUUUCUGGUGAAAGUGUUGAUCCCUUUACACACUGUCAGGAGCUUAUCACUCUUCCAUGCCCAGCUGGCGUAUUGCAUAGUACAGUUUCUGGAGAAAGAUCCUUCACUCACAGAACCAGUUAUUAGGGGGUUAAUGAAAUUUUGGCCUAAAACAUGUAGUCAGAAAGAGGUCAUGUUCCUUGGGGAGCUGGAAGAAAUUUUGGAUGUGAUUGAACCCUCACAAUUUGUUAAAAUUCAAGAACCUUUGUUUAAACAAAUUGCCAAGUGUGUCUCUAGCCCCCAUUUUCAGGUGGCAGAAAGGGCACUGUAUUAUUGGAAUAAUGAAUACAUCAUGAGUUUGAUAGAAGAAAACUCUAAUGUCAUCCUUCCCAUCAUGUUUUCCAGUCUUUAUAGGAUUUCAAAAGAACAUUGGAAUCCGGCUAUCGUGGCGCUAGUGUACAACGUGUUGAAGGCGUUUAUGGAAAUGAACAGCACCAUGUUUGAUGAGCUGACAGCCACAUACAAGUCAGAUCGUCAGCGUGAGAAAAAGAAAGAAAAAGAGCGUGAAGAACUGUGGAAAAAACUGGAGGAUCUGGAAUUAAAGAGGGGGCUUAGACGUGACGGCAUAAUUCCAACUUAACAGAAAUAAUUACAGCAGCGUCACUAACCUGUGGGGUCACACAUUUAUGUAGUAGAAGAUGGAGCAGCAGUUUUCUGUAUUGUGCAACUUUGCAGUAGAUUUCACAUCUGUUUCAUUAUUACAACAGCACUGUAUAUACCUGUCUCUAAGUAAAGGAAAAAAAAAUGACUUCAAUCCAAAGUUUGGACAGUAGAUGGACUUCUCAGAACUUUGCAAACAUAAUCAUUGUUCUAACCCUCUUUAAAAAGCAAAAAGCAGUCUUCAAAGAUCUGUUGAUGAAAUUGCCGUGUUAAAAUUCUAUUAUCAGGAGUUCCUUAUUUAUCCUUAGCAGAGAGUAUGAAACAAUUUUCAAAUGUGAACAAUCUUAAAUUUAGCUUGUCUUUCUGCUAAGCUGUUAAAUGUAUUUAUAGUAACGGAAGAAAAAAAAAGACUGUCAUUUCCUUAUAAGUUUGUAUAACAUCCUCCUCUGGAUAACUUGACUGUAACUUAACAUCUUUUCCUUUUGCACAUCUUCAUGAGUUGAAUGUCCAUGUGGAAUGGGGCCAGGAAUUGUAAGGCCCCUGAUAAAAGUUUUGCUGACUGGAGUGAACAUCUUUCCAGUAACCAGGUAGCCCUGGUACUCCUUUAGUUUUAAAAUUAGGAGUAAAAGAGAAGCGGUGAUAAACAUAGUAGGGAAGGGAAUUUUGGAUUCCUGCAUCAGUUUAUGGCGAAUCCAAACCAAUGUCUUGAAUCCUUUGAAAACAGGCACUGGGACAUCAGAGGCUUCAGUAGCUGACCAGUAUUAGUUGCAUACAUCAUUGAACACACAUACCAGAGAUGUUCGAGAAAUGUCAGAAAACAUCCUUUUGGACCAUUUUGUAAUAAGAAAGACAAACACUAAACAGUACAACCAUGAAAUUGAUCGCCAGGAUUACGAAUUGGGAAGAGAGUUGAGCAAACAGCUUGGACUGUUUGGAGUUGUUGCCUUACUUUUUAAUAUGUAUUUAUAAAGUAUUCCAGCAAAAGAGGAUGUAGCCUCUGGGAAAAAACAAACAUAUUACAGUGUUUUUUGUAGAUUCUCGUUCUAUAUCUCAUCACAGCGCCAGCCCUGUUUUUAGCCGGAAAGGAUUCAGGAUAAACAUUACUAUGCAUUCUGAAUUGGAUGCAUAUUCCUAACUACUGUAUUUGUUACCAAAAGUGGUUCUACAAAUGCUACUGAAAAGAAUCUGGAAAUCCCUAAUGUCCUGAGUAUUAAUAAUAAAGUUUAAAAAUGCUUUUAUAUCAAAGGUGCAUUGUGACCAAAUUGUUUAAGAAAAAAAUGAAAAACAAACAAAAUUUAGGGCUGUAUUAUAGAUAUAUCUUAUUGGCUCUCUGCUUUGUAUUUAAAAGAGGAAUCUUACAUCUUAGGGAGAUAAAAUGCCGAUGAAAUUUGUGUCUAGUAUGUACUUACUUGAUGCGGUUGCAUUGUUAUGUACUGCAAGAUACAUGUUUUGGAACUUAUUUUCAGGAUGCUGUUGCUUGUUAUGGACGUGGCAGCAGUGAGUUGAUAAUCCUAAACCAUCCCCUCCAGCAGUAUUCGUGGCAUAGAGCUAAUUCUGUGUUCAUGUACUGAAUUGUGAUAGUAGCAAACAUGAACAUAUGAACUGUCAUUGCUCUUAAUAGAAAUAUAAUAUCAAUAUGGACUGGUAUAUUCUCUUCCUUCCACUUAAAUAUAAAGUAGAA